Lithohypha guttulata is the source of this 987-nucleotide messenger RNA. RefSeq names its product Small subunit processome complex component (gene NOP1). The record is from RefSeq and is a predicted model, not a curated record. The coding region runs from base 1 to 987 and encodes 328 amino acids. Gene Ontology annotation, biological process: box C/D sno(s)RNA 3'-end processing; rRNA methylation. Gene Ontology annotation, molecular function: rRNA methyltransferase activity; RNA binding; histone H2AQ104 methyltransferase activity. NCBI's taxonomy places the organism in Eukaryota, Fungi, Ascomycota, Eurotiomycetes, Chaetothyriales, Trichomeriaceae. The transcript has 4 exons. Gene Ontology annotation, cellular component: small-subunit processome; box C/D methylation guide snoRNP complex; nucleolus.
AUGCCGCCACCAUUUAGAGGCGGACGAGGUGGAGGUGACAGAGGUGGACGAGGAGGAUUUGGCGACCGAGGAGGGCGAGGUGGAUUUGGUGACAGAGGUGGCCGUGGUGGUGGAAGAGGUGGUUCCUUUGGAGGUAGAGGCGCACCAAGAGGUGGUGGUGGAAGAGGCGCACCACGAGGCCGCGGUGGAGAUCGUGGUGGACGAGGUGGUAGAGGAGGCGCCAAACCAGGUAUCAGAGGUGGUGCCAAAGUCGUCAUCGAACCCCACAGACAUCCCGGCGUCUUCGUCGCCCGCGGCGGCAAAGAAGACCUCCUCGUAACCAAGAACCUCACCCCUGGCGAAUCCGUCUACGACGAAAAGAGAAUCAGCGUCGACUCCCCCCCAACACCCGGCACAGACGGCGAAACUCCCGCAGCCACAAAGACCGAAUACAGAGUCUGGAACCCCUUCCGAUCGAAGCUCGCAGCCGGUAUCCUCGGUGGUCUCGACGACAUCUACAUCAAACCCGGCGCGAGCGUGCUGUACCUCGGAGCAGCAAGCGGAACAUCCGUCUCGCACGUCGCGGAUAUCGUGGGCCCAACUGGACGAGUUUAUGCCGUCGAGUUCUCGCACCGCUCUGGAAGAGAUUUGAUUACUAUGGCGACGCACAGAACGAACGUCAUUCCGAUCAUUGAGGAUGCGAGACACCCGUUGCGGUAUAGGAUGUUGGUUGGCAUGGUUGAUGUGGUGUUUGCGGAUGUGGCGCAGCCUGAUCAGGCGCGUAUCGUGGGGUUGAAUGCGCAUUUGUUCUUGAAGGUUGAUGGUGGUGUGUUGGUGUCUAUCAAGGCUAAUUGUAUCGAUUCGACGGCUAAGCCUGAGGUUGUGUUUGCCAAUGAGGUGAAGAAGAUGAGGGAGGAGAGGAUUAAGCCGAAGGAACAGCUUACUCUGGAACCCUUCGAGAGAGAUCACUGCAUCGUUGCUGGUAAAUACCAGCGAGCACAGCAGUAG